This is a messenger RNA of Anguilla rostrata (American eel), 3312 nucleotides long. Its product is annotated as twinfilin-1-like. Gene Ontology annotation, biological process: actin filament depolymerization; barbed-end actin filament capping; positive regulation of neuron projection development. Gene Ontology annotation, molecular function: actin filament binding; actin monomer binding. NCBI's taxonomy places the organism in Eukaryota, Metazoa, Chordata, Actinopteri, Anguilliformes, Anguillidae. The transcript has 9 exons. Gene Ontology annotation, cellular component: cytoplasm; actin filament; myofibril. The record is from RefSeq and is a predicted model, not a curated record. Bases 994 to 2043 code for a protein of 349 amino acids.
GCUGUAAUUCCACCCAGAAUUACUUGAUUGAUUCAAGCAGGGGUUCUUCUAGAAUCCACGUGCACGCUGAAUCGUUGAUUUGCAUUCAAUGCUUGCAAAAACAGUCUCAUUAGGCCUAAUGAUGAGAAGAAUCCUCAUUGUGUGAUGCUGUCACAUGCUUGAUUACUGAAUGGUGUUGAAUGAGUGAUUUGCUGCCCUGGGCUCGUCCCAAUAACACUGUGAAUGUGGGCUAAAAUGUUCUAUUUCUUCUCUGAUUGCAACGCCUGAGUCCCAUAUUGGCAGUAUGUUUUUAACUCCGUGAUGCAUACACCUAUGAUAUUUAAAGGCCAGUCUUCACAGUCAUGGCUUCCAUCUUGACUCUCUCCUUCUCAUACAGGGUUGGCUUAUGCAUGAACUGUGAUAUGGUUGGUGAAAACUCAUAAUCCCAUCAAACCUUUAAGAAAGAACUGCGAAAUGCCCUCUUGUCUUCACAAUACUUACACCUGUUUCCUGUUUACACAGUUGCCCUACUUGGAAGACCAUGGUGGAUAUGGCAGUGAAUUGGUGGUGUGAAUUACUCUAUUUCUUAAUCUUAAGACAAUAGGCACAGAAGAAAAUGCUAAAUAAUAAUAAUUUAAAAAAACGUCCUGAACAGACUUAUAAAUUAAACGCUACAACAAAAAUAAACGUGACAAUAUGCAAUGCAGAGGACAUUAUAAUUUGUUCUCUUCAUUCUGAAAUAAAUAAGUGUAAAGAUAUUCAGCGGAACAAAGAAAGAACGCGUCUGUCAAAUAAAUGUAAUGUAAAAAAGAUCGCGUUAUUUGCUGGAUAGAAAAUCCAAUAAAACGCUCGUGACCAUGGAUGAUGGACGUGCUCCCUGAUUCCUCACGUGACUUGGGAAUGUGCAACGUGAUGACGUCACGCUACAGCCAGGUCAAGUUACUGUAGUUCAGUUUGCUUCUUCCUUGUUCUGUUGCUUCCUAAAAACCGGUCUACUCCUGGGAAAUAAGUACAAUGUCCCAUCAAACGGGAAUACAAGCCACCGGCGAAGUAAAAGACAUUUUUGCAAGAGCAAGGAAUGGCGAAUAUCGCCUCCUGAAGAUUGUGAUUGAGAAUGAGCAGUUGGUGGUGGGCGGAGCCAAGCAUGCGGCUAAGAGCUGGGACCAGGAGUAUGACUCGUGCGUUCUUCCCGUCCUGGAGGACGACCAGCCGUCGUACAUCCUCUACCGCCUGGAUUCCACCAACAACCAGGGAUACGAGUGGAUCUUCCUGGCCUGGUCUCCCGAUAAUUCACCCGUGCGACAGAAAAUGUUAUAUGCUGCUACAAGAGCUACCCUAAAAAAGGAGUUUGGAGGAGGACACGUUAAAGAUGAGAUUUUUGGCACAACAAAGGACGAUGUGUCUCUGAGUGGAUACAGGAAGUACCUCACCUCCCAGUCUGCUCCUCUUCCUCUUACCGCCGCCGAGCAGGAACUGAGACAGAUCAAACUCAACGAGGUGCAGACGGACAUAGGCAUGGAGACAAAGCAGCCGACUCUUCAGGGCGUGGCCUUCCCCAUGAACCGCGACACCGUCCAGGCCCUAGAGAAGUUCCGGGCGAAGAAGCUGAACUACGUCCAGCUUGAAAUAGACUUUCAGAACGAGACCAUUAAAUUGUCCGACACCGCUCCCACGGAGAUCAAAGAUUUGCCGAAAAGGAUUCCGAAAGAUGCUGCCCGGUACCACUUCUUCCUGUAUAAGCACUCCCACGAGGGGGAUUACCUGGAGUCUACAGUCUUCAUCUACUCCAUGCCUGGGUACAAAUGCAGCAUCCGGGAAAGGAUGCUGUACUCGAGCUGCAGGAACCCUCUCAUCGACACGGUCGAAAAUCACAUGCGCAUUGACAUCGCAAAAAAGAUCGAGAUUGAGAAUGGGGACGAGCUGACCGGUGAUUUCCUGUACGAGGAGGUGCACCCAAAGCAGCACGCGCACAAGCAGGCUUUCGCCAAGCCCAAGGGCCCGGCGGGCAAGAGGGGGGGCCGCAGGAUGAUCCGAUCUCCAGGAGACGAGGAGGAGGAUUAUUAAAUCCCCCCCCCCCCAACUUUCAUCCUACAAUGGAACAUUCCAUUUAGUUACCCCGGGAAACCCAGAUUCCAACGGACAGCUGUAAACCCUUCCGAAACUCGCUAAAAUGCACCCUCCCCAAACACCAAACCCCCCCCCCCAACUUCCCCCCCCUCAAGACUGAACUAUGCACAAAUGAAGAAAACCGCUAGGCUCAAACUCAGAUGUGAAAUUCUGUUUGUAGCUAGUUGUACUGUAAGUGAAUGAAGUUUAGAUACACGAGAAUGUAUUCACAAAGUGUUUAGUGAUGAGAUAUUAUUGAUUUCUUUACCAUUAAUGAGGAGACGUGGGAGAUGAAGCGGAUGCAUAAUUCGUUUUCUGAGAAGAUAAGUUGCAGAGGUGAUGUCUGGAUUUGUGAUCAGUGUGUUGAAAAGCAACCCAAUCGAUUCAUGUUGUGUGUGGCAGAUGAGAGUAAACUGGUUUUUGGACCAAGGUUUUUGAGCAGUGCAGGCAUCGGUUUUAGCAAAGGAAAUAUUGCAAGUUUUAUCUUGCAGCAUCCAUAAUAUUACAAAGAUUUUAUAACAGGAAAUAGGACACAGAUUUGAUACAGCCAUGGUUUAUGGAACAGGUAACUGUAGAGAAACUAUUUUUCUAUGCAUGUGCUGUACAUAGGUUUUGUUGUCUGCAUUAAAAACGUAUUUUCUUUCCCUGCUACAAAUCAAUUUUCUGAUCACAUUAUAUUGACCAUGGCUGCCAAAAACUGUUCCUGGAGAUCUACUGUCCAGCAGGCUUUCGCUCCAACCCUAACAAAGCCCACCUCAUUCAACAGCUAGAGAUUGUGCUGAGCUGCUAAUUAGUGGAAUGAGGUGUGCCAAUUUAGGGUUGAACUAAAAACCUGCAGGACAGUAGAUCUCCAGGAACAGGGUUGGGCAGCCCUGAUUUUGACCUUUGCACUGUCUGCCAGGGAGAAAGUCUUUUCCUGCAUCUCAAACAUGCCAAACGUGCAAUAAAAGCAGCCCUUUGGCAGUCUCUCCGACCACGAUCCUGAAACAUUUGUACUGUAGAGGAGGGCAGAUACAGACUGUCUGAUUGAGAUCCGUCCACAAUGGAAACACUUGUCUCCUAAUUUAGGCAAAGGUAAACCACUGUUUGAACUAGGGAAUACAUUUCUCAGUCAAAUGUACCUGUAGUUAAAUAUAGUGAAAAUUAUCAUGUUGUAAGUCUCCAGUACAUUUUUUUUUCCAAUAAAUUGUUUUAAAGAAAUAAAUCAAAAUAAAUAUUUAAAUAAUC